Messenger RNA from Folsomia candida, 463 nucleotides. RefSeq lists its product as uncharacterized. The coding region runs from base 77 to 454 and encodes 125 amino acids. The record is from RefSeq and is a predicted model, not a curated record. NCBI's taxonomy places the organism in Eukaryota, Metazoa, Arthropoda, Collembola, Entomobryomorpha, Isotomidae. The transcript is spliced from 4 exons.
GCUUCUUCUGUCAGCCGGUCUCACACUUAAUUACCCACACAUAACACCAAUACAUAUCCAGGCAUAUUACAAUAAUAUGGGAAAAGUGUUCUAUGUUUUCUCCGUUUUAAACUUUUUGCUCGUUACUUGUACCGCGGAGAAAGCAAUGGAAACCAUGGUGGCCACGUGGGAGGGGGUGGUGAUUGCAGAGUCGGGAAAUUGCGUCGUUGUGGAGGGCAAUCAAUACUUUCCUGCAGAUUCGAUCAAAAUGGAAUAUUUUGAAAAGUCGGAUACAACAACGGUUUGUGGGUGGAAGGGGACCGCAAAUUAUUACAAUGUUCGCGUUAAUGGAAAGGUUAACAAGGAUGCUGCUUGGUAUUAUGCAGAGCCAAAGGCUGCAGCGGAGAAUAUCAAAGGGCGAGUAGCCUUUUGGAAGGGCGUCGUGGUGAAGAAAUCUCCCAACGCGGAGUUGUAGGAUGAUAAU